Messenger RNA from Camellia sinensis, 1545 nucleotides. Its product is annotated as protein DNA-DAMAGE INDUCIBLE 1. Gene Ontology annotation, biological process: proteolysis. NCBI's taxonomy places the organism in Eukaryota, Viridiplantae, Streptophyta, Magnoliopsida, Ericales, Theaceae. Gene Ontology annotation, molecular function: aspartic-type endopeptidase activity; protein binding. The record is from RefSeq and is a predicted model, not a curated record.
GUGUUAAAAAGGACUUUUUCUACUUAUCAUACUUUGGGAAGUAAAGCAAAAAGGCGUAAGAAGCAACCAAUCGUAUGAAAUAAGCUACUGUUUGCACACGAACAUUGAAUUCAAAGGAUCGGAUCGAAUCGAAUCGAAACGAAGAAGAUGAAGAUCACUGUAAUGACUGCAGAUGAACAAAUCGUCACUCUAGACGUCGAUCGUGACGAAUCCGUCGAGAACUUGAAAGCUCUACUUGAAGUUGAGACACAAGUGCCGCUUCAGCAACAGCAACUGCUAUAUAAUGGAAGGGAGAUCAAGAAUGCGGAGAAAUUGAGUGCUGUUGGUGUUAACGAUGGAGAUUUAGUCAUGAUGGUCUCGCGUGCUUCUUCUAGUGCGUCUACUGCUGACUUGAGCUUCAAUUCAGAUGGGUCUGCUGUAAACCCGGCAGCCUUCCAGCAGCAAAUCCGACGUGAUUCUAAUACGAUGGCACAACUAUUUCAGGCUGAUCCUGAACUUGCUCAAGCUAUUAUUGGAAAUGACCUCAAUAAACUGCAGGAUAUUUUAAGGGAGCGACAUAGCCAAAAAUCUGAAUUACGACGUCGACAAGAAGAGGAGCUAGCACUUCUCUAUGCAGAUCCUUUUGACGUAGAAGCACAGAAGAAAAUUGAAGCUGCAAUUCGCCAGAAAGGUAUUGAUGAGAACUGGGCAGCUGCUCUUGAACACAAUCCUGAAGCUUUUGCAAGGGUGGUCAUGUUAUAUGUUGACAUGGAAGUCAAUGGUGUCCCUUUGAAGGCGUUCGUUGAUAGUGGUGCUCAGUCAACAAUCAUAUCUAAAAGCUGCGCUGAGCGCUGUGGAUUGUUGAGGCUUAUGGAUCAACGUUAUAAGGGCAUUGCUCAUGGGGUUGGUCAAUCGGAGAUAUUAGGUCGGAUUCAUGUUGCUCCAAUCAAGAUUGGGAAUGUGUUUUACCCUUGUUCCUUCGUGGUUUUGGAUUCUCCUAAUAUGGAUUUCCUUUUUGGGCUGGAUAUGCUUCGUAAGCACCAGUGCAUAAUUGAUUUGAAGGAGAAUGUCUUGAGAGUUGGUGGAGGAGAGGUUUCAGUACCCUUUUUGCAAGAAAAAGACAUUCCAACUAAUUUUCUGGAUGAAGUUGCAAAGCAAGCCUCAAGCUCUGGAGCACAGGCUACAUCUGGAACAAGAGAGAAUAGCAGAACACAAACUGAGGGUAGUGCGCCUAACCGGUCACAGGGACCUGAAUUUGAAGCCAAAGUUACAAGACUGAUUGAGCUAGGGUUUGGAAGAGAGGCAGUCGUACAAGCUCUAAAAUUUUUUGAUGGUAAUGAAGACCAGGCUGCUGGGUAUCUCUUUGGGGCCUAAAGGUGGUUUUUGUCUUUGUGAGUUUUGUGGACCAAAACUGGUUUCCACAGCGAACUUUUUGAUAAAAAAAAAGAGAGAAAAAAAACAUUUGUGUCUCUCUCUCAACAUUCAUUGGGCCUGUGAUAGUACCUGCUUACGAAGUGUUGUAUUUUGAAUGUGAAUUAAUUUAUAUUUAAGAUUUUUGAGAGCCUA